Molecule: messenger RNA, 1725 nt
Organism: Lachancea fermentati
Lineage: Eukaryota; Fungi; Ascomycota; Saccharomycetes; Saccharomycetales; Saccharomycetaceae
Source: the annotation of a GenBank genome assembly
AUGACAAGAAAGCUUGCACCACAGGAGAAACAAGCUCGACGUCCGAUUCAGAAAGCUUGCGUAUUUUGUCAUGAAAAGCACUUACAAUGCGAUUUAGGUCGGCCAUGUCAGAAUUGUCUGAAGAGGAACAUCAGUAGUACUUGCAGAGACAAGCAACGAAAACCACGUCGAGCCGAUCGAAGAAGGAAAAAGGAAGGUGUUUCAGAGCCAGGCAGGCGAAAACCGUCACAAACUAGUCGAAGGUUAGGGAUAGCCAGAUUAGCAAUGAGUAGUGGAAAUGAUACUCAAAUAGCCGGAAACCCCGAGAAUCAGUUAAUCGAGAAUAACACCGAGGAGAACAAUACAAUGGUGUACAAUAGUUUGAAUACUAAAGAGCUAAAAAACGUCCCCUUAGAUAGCAUGAACUUAUUUGCCAAUGAGCAACACAUGGCCAUGAGUAGCGUCAAUCAAGAUCCCAAUAAUGCUGCUAGUCUCGUUAGUGAAGAUAGUGUUCAAUCUGAAGCAGAUACAAAUAGGAAACUCUCUCCAAUCAUUGCUAAUACACCUAGUUUGUUAAAGAUUAGUCCCCUGGGUAAAAUUUCCAGUUUAACGAAUCUGUUAAUUCCACCGAAUGAGCAGCUAUUUAAUUCUGAAGGUCCCACAAUUGCUCAGAAGAAUGACAGUCAAACCGAUCUUACUCAUGAGGGAGUUCCUGAAAAAGGUAUGUUAGGGAAUCCGAAGAGCUCAAGUAAUGCCAGUUUUGGUAGUAUAUGGGCGAAUAACGAGUAUAUGAAGCUGAACGAUAUACUAGGAAGCCCCGUCAUUCCUAGUGGCAAUAGUGGUCCAUUACAGUACUCCUUGCCCUCUGAAGUGAAGAUGGACAAUUACAUGUCAGGAUUCGAUUCCCCCAGGCUAAUGCCCGGCGAUGUUAACAAUAAUUUUGGAUUGCAUCGAUCAAACUCUCGUCCUCAUAUUUCUUUAGAUAUGGCCACUUCUUCUCAAUUAAUCAACGGUAAUUUAAGUGACAGCGUGUCUCCAGAAGUUGUCGAAAAGGACCUAUCACCUUUAAAAUUUCGGCAGCUCGUCAAGACACCCGAGGACCUGUAUGAAAAAGAUUAUCAUAUCAAGCCACACAAUUACCGCGCCGCCUACAGGGACUUGUCAGUCUAUUUGAAACAGCGAUUCUUGACCAGUGAUAGGAAGUCCGUCAAGGACGAUGGUGCGAGGCAUCUGCAAAACAUUGCGCAUUCAAUGACUGCGCAUUAUUCACCAAUAUUUGUCACCUUAACAACCAACUUGGUUGAAAAGGAUCUUGAAUUACAGGAGCUCGUUUUACAGCGCGCUCUUUUGGAGUACGAGAGCAUGGCAAAAUUAACGAACUGUACACCCAUGUGCAUUUGGAGACGCUCUGGAGAAAUAUGUUACGUGAGUAAUGAGUUUGUUUCAUUGACAGGGUUUUCACGAUACGAGAUGUUAUCACAAAGACGAUUCAUCGUGGAAUUCCUUGAUGAUGAGAGCGUGGUUGACUACUUUGAUAUAUUUCAUGAGAGGUUGGCAUUUGGCUCCAAGGAAGGACUGGGUGCCACUUGUGAUGGACAAGCCGUUUUCAGUGAGUGUAAUCUACUUUUGAAAGAUGGAAGUUUUCUUAAAUGCGCAUGCGUAUGGACGGUAAAAAGAGAUAGUUUUAAUAUUCCUUUGCUGGUAAUGGGACAGUUUUUACCCAUUUUUGACUUCAGUCAAAAAUAG